Molecule: messenger RNA, 439 nt
Organism: Oppiella nova
Lineage: Eukaryota; Metazoa; Arthropoda; Arachnida; Sarcoptiformes; Oppiidae
Source: the annotation of a GenBank genome assembly
AAUAUCGUUGUGGUCGUGGGCUUUCAAUCUGCAUCAGUGGUGGUUCUCGUGGCUCAUCACUUAUAUGGUCCUAUAUAUUGGAUCUCUUAAUCUGUGGCUACAGAGAGUCACCGAUGAUAUACAAAUCGCCGGCAAUUUUGCCAAAAUCUACGGAACCGCACAAAUCGCAGCUCUAUUGUUGGCACCGAUGGCCGGAUUCUUCAUGGACUGCAGUAUUCAAAAGGCGGACAAAGAGACGGAUCCCUUCAUUAGAAAACUAAAUCGAGUCAGAGCUGGCUUUUGGCCACUCUUUACAACGUCUUUAUUCUUAAGCUUUUGUCUCUUUUGUCGCUUCUUUGAUACGGAGACCGCGAUCUAUAUUUCCAUUGUGUUUAUGACUAUAUUUCGCGCAUUUCUUGUGGCCGUCGGAACCGCUUAUCUUCGCAUUCGGUAUAAAAAC